This is a messenger RNA of Chaetomium strumarium, 1199 nucleotides long. RefSeq lists its product as uncharacterized. The transcript has 4 exons. NCBI's taxonomy places the organism in Eukaryota, Fungi, Ascomycota, Sordariomycetes, Sordariales, Chaetomiaceae. The coding region runs from base 119 to 925 and encodes 268 amino acids. Gene Ontology annotation, cellular component: cytoplasm. The record is from RefSeq and is a predicted model, not a curated record. Gene Ontology annotation, molecular function: alcohol dehydrogenase (NAD+) activity.
CUUCACUGAGUCACCUACCGUUUCGAAGCACAUUCCUCACCUCAGUUCCCCUUUCCCUCCUCAAACUUUUCUCAGCCACCCCGUAACAUCCAGUCGCCCUCUUAGCUCUCCAGUCGCAAUGGCUGACCACACCGUCUACCUCAUUACGGGCGCAAAUAGGGGCAUCGGCCUCGCAAUAACCUCGCUGCUCCUCACCCGCCCCAACACCACAGUCAUCGCCACCUCGCGCAAACCGCUCUCCCUUUCCGCUGUCGGAGGCGCCAACGUGCACCCGACAAGCAAGCUGGUCCCCGUCCUCCUCGACGAGGUUGACCCAGCCAUCACGUCGGCCACCCUCCCCGCCCGCCUGACCGCAGAGCACGGCAUCACCCACCUGGACGUCGUGAUCGCCAACGCGGGGACCUCCUCCGCCUUUGAAGGCGUCAUGUCGUCGUCCGCUAGUACUACUGGGGCCGACCCCGGCAAGGCCAUGCUGCGCGAUUUCGAGGUGAAUGCUGUCGGCCCGGCGAGGCUGUUCGGCGCGCUGUGGCCGCUGCUGGACAGUCAUCGCGAGCGAGCGGACGAGGACCGGGAGGGGAUGCGGAAGGUGAAGAAGUUCGUGCUCAUGUCUAGCUCGCUCGGCAGUAUUGGCGCUCUGGAGCAGGAGAGCCUGCCUGGGGUGUCGUAUGGUAUGAGCAAAGCUGCGGCGAAUUGGUGGGCGAAGAAGGUUAGUGUUGAGUUGAAGGGCAGACUGCUGGUGGGAAUUAUCCAUCCUGGAUGGGUGCAGACAGGUCUCGGACAAGCACUGGCGAGUGCGGUUGGCUUCGGCGAGCCUCCCACAACUCCUGAGCAGAGCGCAAAGGCGGUUGUAGAGCAGAUUGACAAUCUGACCCCUGAGAAGUCGGGUCAGUUUCUGAAGUACAACGGCGAACAGCUGCCUUGGUAGGGGAGGCUGUCUCCUCGCGAAGGUUGAAGUGUGCUCAGAGGCAUUUCUUGGGACAGGUCUCAGCUUUGAAGGAACCAGACUGCUACACCAGCAUGCCCGCCUCCGAGUAGAAUCGAAUACAGAAACGGACUCUUCGUUUUCUUUUUAGUGACAUGGCUCAUAAACAUACCAAGCCGAGUCCUCACCUCAUGAUGUCAAACUUUCAAUAUCUAAGGACCAAUAUGAUCACUCCUGCUAGGUAACUGCCCUAUAAACAGGGGAAGGGAAUCCCAGG